ACGCUCAAAGCCGGAUGGCAGCAGACGACCACCUGCUUUGAUUUCUGCACGCUUUCUGGAACGUCUUCUGCUGUGUUCUGUUGGCGUUCUACGCCGUGGAAACCGGCCUUGUUAUGGCUGGCAAUAGGCGUCUGUUGAUUUCCACAGCUUUAGUCGUCGUCUUUGUGCUUGUGCCGGUGUCUUCGUUGCCGACGACGGGUUCAGCCGCGGCGCCCUCAUCGCCAGUGUCAUCGCUUGACGAAAAUUCGUCUGCGACAAAAAGUGACAAUGAAGCGGGGGUUUCGGUUUUAAAAUGUGCCUGUGGUGUUGACGUUAGCGAUUGUCCCGCAGGUAGGACUGCAAAAACAACCAAGUGUCCGUGUGGGUUGAUGUGCGCGAGGCUAACGGGUGAAAAGUGCUCGUCGGAUGAGCCCUGUGCCAAGGAGUUCGGACUGUCCUGCGACCCCGUCGGCCUUAUCUGCAAGGGUAAAAUUCAAAUCGAAAAGAUUGAGGUGACGUACAACACAGCGUCUUUACGAUGGAAGAUGAGGCAAUACCCCACCCCGAUCCCCGGUGUCUUCUACACGCCUCGCUACGUCGGAUCGGAUACAAGGUGGACCAACGCUGAGCCGAACGAGUCGUCAGUGACCUUGAAGAACCUUCGGCCAGAUACAGAGUACGUGGUUCGAAUCAUGCAGGAUGGGACUCAAGAAAUGACUCUCUUCAGGACGAAAGAAGCACCAGCUCCUGCAGCAGCUAAAGUCCUGGUCACGAGUUCAAGCCCAAGUUCCCUGGUCUUAGCUUGGGAUGACUUCAAGGUUCCAAGCUACGACGCCGGCUACGUCCUCCAGUAUCGACUAAUGACUUCACAAAACGAUCAGUCCUGGGAAACCAUUCAGUUGGACAACACACCCUUGGCCAUCCUGGACCACUUGAAGCCUCAGACAGCCUAUCAGGUCAAGGUCUCCGUCUGGGAAGACAAAGAGACGGCGAAACUGGGAGCCACGUCCGAGGUACUCACGGUCUUCACGACUGACGGCUGCGUGCGAUUCAACCAGACGUACCGCGUUGGCGAAGAAUUCGACGAAGGAUGCGACUUGCGAUGUCUCUGCCGCGGGAACGACCAGGGCGAUUGCAAGCCACGAUGUGUGGAACCUUACAUGAAAGUGGGAACAAUGGCUUCCGACCCUCUCUGCUACGAGAAGAAGCUGCCGGACGACCCCUGCUGUGUCAGCGUGCGCUGCGCCCAGGGAAAGACUGGCGACGCUGAAGGCAAAACAUAUUCGGAAAAGCCGGGCAAUUGUCCCGAGAUUGUCGAAGACCAGAGCACUGAUCCGGACUCCUGCUCCACGGAAUGCCAGAGUGAUUUCGAAUGCAGCGGUACCCUGAAGUGCUGUCCAAGUUCUUGCGGUGGCGCUGUCUGCGUGGAAGCCUUCUCGGGAAAAGACGCAUGUGAAAACGUCUUUUGCGGCACCAAUGCGUUCUGCAUCAUGGAGAAGAACACACCUGUCUGUCGCUGUUUGGAAGGCUACAGCGGCGACCCCAAUGACGUCACUUCCGGCUGUGUUCAAGGUCCAGCUGUGGUUUCUGCAAAGCCAGAUGAAGUGUGCUUGUACAACAACCAGACGUAUCCAAUCAACGAGGUCUUCUACGACGGGUGCAAUCUUAAGUGUCACUGCACGGCGCAGAGUGAGGUGGAAUGCCAGCAGAGGUGUGCCUUUCCAGCGGAUAGCAGCAUCCCCGUGGAAGUGGAUCCCAUGUGCGAAUUAGUUGGGGAUCCUCAGGAUAGUUGCUGCAAUAUCCUGGUCUGCGAUACGUCUCUUAAUGGCACGGCGAUGCAGAACGAGACUUCAUCCCAAGAUGGCGUUGAAGGGGUGAAGGGCACGUCGGUGAGAAAUAACGACGUAGAGGUGACGACGACAGUUCCUGUGGGGAAUACGACUCUUGUCGACGAUGACAUGGCGACCACAAUAGUCUAUCGUCAAGAAACGGUAACUGAGAAAAUGCUUGUGGACACCGGCAUGACUACCAUUGUGAACGUGCUGGAAGGCACAGAAAGCCCCCUUGAUAAUUCGGCCGAAGAACAGUCUACGAACAACGUCACGGUCGCAGGAAACAACAUUACAGACACGGGAGCGCCUCGUAUUAUUGGCAAGCCCCAUAGAUCGGAUGGCUGCGAAUUCGGAGGCAAAGUUUACGGUGCCGGUGAACAGUUUUUUGAUGGCUGCGAGUCAAAAUGCACGUGCAGCGGCAAAGGCCAUUUGUCUUGCGUCCCGAGAUGCAGUCUGAUGAAUGCUGCGCCUGGGGACACCUGCAAGGAAGUAGCUGAUCCGAACGAUUCUUGCUGCAAACUGCUCGUCUGUUCGCCACCUGGUGACACCAUCGCUGCCUCGGGGGUGGAAGGCCUCAAGCUGCUGCUUGAUUCGGCCGAAGCUGAGAACGGUACCACCGUCAGAAUUCGUUGGACUAUGGCGGACGCUGACAAAACGACACACGAUUCCUCUGACACCAUGGUACAGGUGUGGUACGCCGAGGCGAGAGAUGGCAAUGGCGGCAUCCAAUGGAUGAAGCAGAAAUACAAGUUGAGCGACAUGCGCACCGUACAUUCAUCAACUUACGAAAUGCUCCUUGGAAACCUGAGACCCGAAACCGACUAUUACCUCAAGGUUGUGCGGCCGCCUCGAGAAGACGGCGAUUCUGAAUCUGGAACUUCCAGCAACACCGUGAAAGUCAGGACCUUUGCGUCAGUGGUGAAGACGUCGUUCAAAGGCUGCGUCCACCGCAACCGCACAUACGAAGCCGGAGAAGUUUUCUACGACGGCUGUGACCACAAGUGUGUCUGCCACGAAGAAGGACUCAUCGAAUGCCAGGACAGGUGCGAAGUGUACAUCGACACGGUCGGCUUCGAGGACUGCCAUUGGGGGCCAGCUCCUGGCGAACCUUGUUGCAUGGUUCCCUUCUGCGACGGCAAGCCACCCGUACCUCGGAAAUCGAAUGAGACACCACGACCUCAGACGUGCCUGGAUGAUUCUGGAAAGACGCAUCCCGUAGGAGACACGUGGGAGUACGGACAAGGCUGCACCCGUCGUGUCUGCACGUGCGUGAUGCUCGCCAAUGGAACUGCCACCUCAGAAUGUGUCGGGGGCUGCCCACCCCUGUCUGAACUCCUGCCUGUACCUAGCAGCGAGUGUCCACAGCCCAUUGUUGUGAAGCCGGACGAUCCCUGCGUCUGUCCCUACAUCAUGUGCAAUGGAGCUCGAAGUGCCGCCGUUGACGCAGCUCCUCCCAUGUGCAAGUACGACGGACGCUUCUACAACGUCAACGAAGAGUUCUACAACGGGUGCGUGGAAGUGUGCCACUGUGGCAGCAACCUGCGUGUCAACUGCGCCCUCAUCGAGUGCCCUCACCACUUCAAUCACCAUCUGAGUGAAUGCCUCGAAUGGGACAUUGACCCCACACACGAACCCGAGCCUCCCAACUGCUGUCCGCCUACGAAAUGCAAGAAAGAUGGAGCCUGCCUCUUCAACGGCAUUAAGUUCCGCAACUUCCAACUCAUUCCGCAACACAUGGUGGACUGCGGCAAGCGUUGCGUCUGUGUGAACGGCAAUGUGUCUUGCGAGAACCGUUGCCCGCCACUCAACAGCUCUCCACCGCCAACGUUGCCUUGCCAUCCUUCUCAAGCCUACAGGGGCCAUUUGCCAGGGGAUGAAUGCUGUACACAUUGGAUGUGCCGGGAACCCGAGAAGCCUGUGCACUGCGUCUUCCAAGGGAAGCGCUACAAGGUGCAUGAGCAGUGGGAGGCGUCCAAGGGCCCUCAACGGCGCCUCUGCUCAUGCAAACUGCUCCCAACGGGAGAGCCCGAAGUGGAAUGCUCGGGCGGCUGUCCGCCUAUUCCUGACCGCUUCCAAAAGCCCAACCCUCAGUGCCCGCGACCGGUGUUGGUCACUCCGAACGACCCUUCUGUGUGUCCCUACAUUGUGUGUAGCCACACGCCGUCAGGCAAAGAGUUGCAGAACGUCAGCGUGGUUGCCGUGAACACGACUACGAUCCGCGUACGCUUCACUCUCUCCCAAGUCCUGAUUGGCUUGGUCGGACACGCGGAGCUCCACUACACGACGGAUGCCACCCUGCCUCGGGAGUUCUGGAGCACGCAGAAAUUCGCUCGACCGAAGAGACUUUUCGACACGCCCAACAUCGAGUAUUACCUGUCCGGAUUGACCCCCGAAACGACGUACUUCUUCCAGAUUAGGAUUAUCAUAGACGAACUCCAGUCUGGACCCGAAAGCGAUGUCUACAAGCUCCUCCUGCCUGCUGAACCUACCACCACAACAACUGUUCCACCUCUCCUGCUCCUGGACAUGAUGAUGGCGGUGAACAGCAUUGACCCUCACACAGCCAAGGUGUCCUGGCGACCACUUGAUGCACGCGAGAAGAAAUACGUGGAUGGACUUCAGGUUCGCUACAAACUGGUUGGUCACGACAGUAUGCCGUGGAAGACAACGCCUAUGAUUCACAGGGACCGCACGUCAUACCUUUUACAAGACCUCGAACCCAAUGCGUCAUACUUGGUUGACAUGCAGUUCACGGUACCAGAAGGUCUGCCUACUCACAUCGAGUCGGCUCAUCACGUUGAGAUGAAGACUGCCCAUCCACCGAAGGAUGACUUCGUCUUCGAAUUGAUCAUCAACCUCAAGAAAACGGAACCGUUCUCGGCAUCGUUUGUGCUCGAAGGUAUUCCGGAGCCCAUCGCGAAGUACGUCAAUGUCUUCAAGGUGAUGUACAAGAGCGAUGCAGCCAUCGAACAGUCGCAGAACUUCAUGGUGCUGAGGGAGCCGAAGCUGGUGCUUGAGAACUUGAAGCCGUCGCAAAGGUAUAAAGUCUGGGUUGAUGCGUACCUCACCAAUGGAAAAACAACAUCGUCGAACGUGUUGGAGUUCCACACGAAGCCUGGCCCAGUGACUACGGCGCCACCUACCACUACUACCACCACGGAAUCUAACGAGAUUGAGGAUAGCAAAGCUGUCGCCUUCCAUAGUACGGAAGACAAGAGGACUACCGAAACGUACUACAUUGCCCUAAUAAUCGUCGCCAUUCUGGCCGUUGUGGCAUGCCUUGCAUUUGCCAUAGCACUGGUGAUGCUGCUGAAAAGACAGUCAACGGCUAAGGCUCCCAUUACGAGAAAUCCGUCAGAGUCAGCUUACGACAAUCCUACUUACAAGACAUACGACGGGGAGAAGCCGGAGGAGAAAAACGGCAACGUGCAAGCGUGAUAGCGACUCUAGGCCUAUAUUGUAAUAUAGUGUUAGUAUAAAUAAUGUUCAUACAGUGUUCCUGCACAUACCUUGUAAAUACAUACUUAAAAACUGAACGGAUGGAUGCGUGAACACGAAUGAGGUUUGAGCUAAAUUUCCUUUCUUGCUGCGUGAUUGUGCUGGAGAUUGUGAAGGUAUGCGUGCCAUGUUUUCCUUUUUUUUUUCAUCUGGAGUGUACUUAAGUGAUACGAAUAACUUAUUAUGACGAUGACGUAGUCAAGUUGUCGCAUUUCUGACUUUGUUGUCGUAAAGGGACUCUCUCUCUCUCUCUGUUGGAGAAGACGUCACAUUCUAUAGGACACUUAAAUAAUAUGCAGUGUGUGUAAAAGCUUUUCUGUUAUUUCAUAUAUUUGACGCUCAGAGCAAAAGAAAUAUGAAGUCACACGUGCAGCUAAUAACGAUAUGGAACGUCAGUGAUUGACAAUGGUGCCUUGAUGGUUAUGUAUAUUUCUAUUUCUUGCCAGUUUGUUUUAUAAUACUAGCACUGUUAGGACAACCUUAGGUUGAUAACAGAACUAAUAGGUAGUCGCAGUUGACUAUAAAAAGACGUCACAAGUUGCUAGUUUUGAUGUGACACUUUUCCGUGUCGAACUGAAGUGAUUGUUUAAAGAUAGUGUGAACGUGUUUAGGGAUUCUUAAACGUCAUGUCGAGAGAUGCCAAAAUUAUUUUCUGGUGUAUAUGUAGUUUGUGUAUUUUUGUAUAAAAUAAAUUUCUAUGAAGCUUU
Messenger RNA from Ornithodoros turicata, 6016 nucleotides. RefSeq names its product putative epidermal cell surface receptor. The record is from RefSeq and is a predicted model, not a curated record. Bases 114 to 5249 code for a protein of 1711 amino acids. Gene Ontology annotation, biological process: cell adhesion; signal transduction. NCBI's taxonomy places the organism in Eukaryota, Metazoa, Arthropoda, Arachnida, Ixodida, Argasidae. Gene Ontology annotation, cellular component: extracellular region; extracellular matrix. The transcript has 25 exons. Gene Ontology annotation, molecular function: integrin binding; peptidase inhibitor activity; heparin binding.